Austrofundulus limnaeus is the source of this 1508-nucleotide messenger RNA. It is a transcript of the gene mrps5, whose product is annotated as mitochondrial ribosomal protein S5. Bases 16 to 1287 code for a protein of 423 amino acids. Lineage: Eukaryota; Metazoa; Chordata; Actinopteri; Cyprinodontiformes; Rivulidae. The record is from RefSeq and is a predicted model, not a curated record. Gene Ontology annotation, biological process: translation. The transcript has 13 exons. Gene Ontology annotation, cellular component: ribosome. Gene Ontology annotation, molecular function: RNA binding; structural constituent of ribosome.
CUUGGAACCUCAGCCAUGCACAAGCAUAGUCGCCUUGCAGUGUUCCGAAGGACCCUUCUUAACUUCAACAUGGCGGCGUUCGUGCGGGUCUGCGGUGUCCUCCGGCUCACAGUUGGAGGUGCAACAUCACUGCGUACCGCAGGGGCCGCUGUCCAGAUGUCUCACUUGGCAAGCCGAGCCUCAGCUGCCUCUCUGCAGAGACAACCCACAUUUCCUCUGAUCCCACCAACAACAUGGCAGCAAAGCAGAUCAAGUAGCUUCUUCAACAAGUUGACGGCAAAUGAGAUAUGGAAAGGUGUGCUGGCAGAUUCUGGUGCCGGAGGAAGGAAGGGCAGAGGGAAGCGAUCAAAACGCAGAUUGAAAGCAAACCUGAACAUAGGACAGAAUAUUGGAGAAGGUCGUGGAGGUUUUCUGUGGCCUGGUCUAAACAUGCCUGCCCAUAAGUCCGGUGAAGCACAGAAAAUUGGCAGAAGAAGUGAAGCUGAACAACAGGAAGCCCAAGCUAAACUCUUUCGUCAGAGGGAUGAGUUCAUGAAAAGGGGUAAAACGAGGUUCAAAAGAGAAAGAGGCUGGUCUGGGAACAAUUGGGGGGGCAUCAGCAUCGGCUCGCCUGACCCAGGACCCGAUGGAGAAACUUAUGAGGAUUUUGAUACUCGAAUCAUUGAGGUGAAGAGUGUAUUCAACAUGACUGCCAAAGAGGGCAGGAAGAGGUCCAUCAGCUGUUUGGUUGCUGUAGGAAAUGGCAAAGGAAGUGCAGGCUUUGCUUUGGGCAAAGCAGCAGACAGAACGACAGCUUUGAGAAAGGCCAAGAACCGAGCCAUCCACUAUUUGUACCACAUAAAACUUUACAACAACCACACAGUUUUUCAUGACUUCACCUCCAAGUUCAAGAGGACGACGCUGCGUGUUCAGAAACAAAACGAGGGUUAUGGUCUGCGCUGCCAUCGGGCGGUCAUCACUAUAUGCAAGCUGAUCGGCAUAAAGGACAUGUACUGCAAACUGGAGGGGUCGUCCAAUCUCCUCAACCUCACUCGGGCCCUCUUCGCUGGAUUAAGCCGUCAGGAAACGUUUCAGGCGCUGGCUGACAGGAAGCAGCUUCACGUCGUGGAGUUCCAGCCGCACAGAGGCCUGCUGCCCAUUGUGGUGGCGAGUCCCAAAGGCAAUGUGCGUCUCAACCCGGAGCCUGAGGACGAGGUCCCCAACAUCAAGCUGCAAUGGAAGGAUGUUCAAGCCAGGGAGGGAAAGAGGACCUCAUUAUGGGGAAGUGUCAAACGCAGCGCCGUGUAAAUCAGAGAGACGUGCUGAAGACUGUCUGACGUCUGAGCUGUUUGAGACCAGGAAUCAAAAACUCAAAGUACAUAUUAAAUCAUGUUCUCAUUGCAUGUGUCAGAACAGUGUAUUAAUUGUGAACUAAAGUUUAAAAAAAUAAUUCUCAGUAUAACUUUGUUUAAUAUUACAACAGGAGAAAUCUAAAGUUCACUGAAAUAAAAACUUUUUUUCCUGGUCAA